Messenger RNA from Mycena citricolor, 497 nucleotides. NCBI's taxonomy places the organism in Eukaryota, Fungi, Basidiomycota, Agaricomycetes, Agaricales, Mycenaceae. The record is from the annotation of a GenBank genome assembly.
CCGCCAUUGGCUCUUGGCGAUGCAGCGGUCCGGACAGUUUCCCUGGCCAGCUGACCCCGUGUUAUCUGCAUGAAAUCCACAACUGUGUUAUAAGAGACAUUUGAAGUUCCGGGGAUGAAAGCACGUCCAUGGCGGUACCGACGAAGUUCAAACAACUGCUCGUUAGCCUUUUGCUCGCUGGCUCGUCGAGUGCAGAGGAAUACACGGGACCCUACGCGCACGGCGGGUCCUGGAGGAAGGGCUUCGCCCAAGCAAAGGCUCUUGUGGACCAGAUGACGAUCCCCGAGAAAGUGAACCUAACGACGGGAUGGCCCGGCGUGUGCGCCGGCGGCACAGGCGAGGUCGCGCGCCUCGGCAUCCCCGUGCUCUGCCUCCAGGACGGCCCGAACGGCGUCCGCCCCGCGCGGAGAGCGUCGCAGUUCCCGACGGGCCUCACGGCGGCCGCGACGUGGAACCGCGACCUGAUCGCCGCGCGGGGGGGCGCGAUUGCGCGCGAG